Messenger RNA from Chara braunii, 2233 nucleotides. The record is from the annotation of a GenBank genome assembly. NCBI's taxonomy places the organism in Eukaryota, Viridiplantae, Streptophyta, Charophyceae, Charales, Characeae.
UCCGGGAAACACGCCGCACCAGUAGGAAUAGUGGCUGUCCCUGCUAGGGUCGAGAUGGUGGAGACACCCUCACCAUCUCGAGAGAUGGCCCAAGCUACUGACUCCAGCGUCGUCCCGCAAGCACAUUCAGACCAAUCGAGCCUCUGUUCGAUGAAUGUGUUUAAGUCCUUAGAGGAGCUAGAGGUGGAGUGGUCUAGAGCAGACCCGCUAGCUUCUUGGACGGCACUAGUCAAAGCCCCGAAGGGUGAGAUGUUCGUCAGCGAGGUUGUCAUUGGCGACCGCAAGGCCGGGGCCUAUUGUGACACUUACUCGACACGGAACUUUAUUAGUUGCAAGUGCGUUGAGAGACUGCGCUUACAGGGGCGAGUGCAGUGCCUGAGUCGACCUGUGGAGUCGACCUGUGCCAACAAACGGCGCAUGGUAGUUAACGACUACCUCCAGGAUGUAGAGUGUUGUUUCCCGUACGCGGGAGGGAACUUGAGACAUCGUGUCUCGUUCCUGGUAAGUGACGAGCUCCCAAUGGACAUGUUACUAGGUAUGUACUACCUCUCUGUAGCACAGCCCCAGUUUGACUGGGACCGAAAAGUGGUCAAACACAACUUGCCAGGCGAAGGGACCGCCACAUUACAUAAGUUCAAAGCUAGUAGUCUGAUUGAGUCUUAUGGGUGCAUGUGUGCGGCCGCGUUCUACAAUUAUUAUAAGCAAAAUCAGGAGGAGGGUAUGUAUUUAGUCUAUGUCUCUGCUGCAGGCGAGCCGGUGAAAAUGCCGCCUGAGAUAGAGGGAGUAGUUGCUAAGUACCCUGAUCUAUUUGAAGAGCCAACAGGGGUUGUUGAGAGGGAGGUCGUCCACGCGAUAGAGAUUAUCCCACGGUCUAGUAUUCCGAAGGGUAGGAUCUAUCGGAUGUCUCCAGGCGAGCUUGAUGAGCUUCGCCGCCAACUCAAGGAACUCGUAGAGAAGGGUUGGAUCCGGCCGAGUAUCUCUCCUUAUGGGUCUCCAGUUCUAUUCGUACCUAAGAAGAAGGAGGGUACUCUUAGGAUGUGCAUUGACUAUAGGGGCCUUAAUGCCAUCACUGUAAAGAAUAGAGAGCCCCUACCGCGCAUCGACGAUCUGCUAGAUAGAGUGCAAGGGUGCCGAUACUUCAGCAAGAUAGAUCUGAAAUCCGGGUACCAUCAGAUUGCAAUCCGGCCCGAGGAUCAACACAAAACCGCCUUUCAGAUCAGGUACGGUCUGUACGAGUUUGUGGUGAUGCCUUUCGGCCUUUGCAAUGCUCCUGGCACCUUUCAACACGCUAUGAAUCGGAUAUUCCAUGACUUCUUGGAUAAGUUUGUCAUCGUGUACCUCAAUGACAUACUUGUUUUUAGUAAGACGGUCGAGGAACAUGUUGCACAUUUGGACAAAGUACUCAGUCUCCUGCGACAGCACAAGUUCAAGAUCAACGGUGAGAAGUGCGAGUUUGGCCGCACCCGUGUCUUGUACUUGGGUCAUGAGAUUUCAGCGGAAGGGUUGAAGCCUGAUGACGUGAAGGUGGCCAACAUUCGUGAUUGGCCGCGUCCUCAGUCUAUGACUGAGAUGAGAUCGUUCUUAGGGAUGACCGACUACUAUCGCAACUUCGUGGAAAACUAUAACAUAGUGGCCGCACCUCUGCAUGAUCUGACCCGCCUUGACACCCCAUGGGAGUGGACUGAGAGAUGCGAGGCUGCUUUCAGACAACUGAAGCGUGUGUUGACGCAUUACGAAGUCCUGAAACUUCCUGAUCCUGAUAAGUCAUUCAUAGUGACUACGGAUGCUAGCCAAUAUGGCAUAGGCGCCGUACUUGCACAACAGGAGGGGAAAAAGCUGAGGCCAGUAGAGUACAUGUCCAAAAAGAUGCCCUCUCAAGAGUUGGCAAAGUCCACCUAUAAGAAGGAACUUUAUGCGGUGUGCAAGGCUCUGACCCAUUGGAGACACUAUCUCCUUGGGAGGUUCUUUAUCCUCAGGAUUGAUCAUCUGACCCUGAGAUGCAUGAGAACACAGCCGGUACUCUCUGACGCUCUCAAGCGUUGGAUCGAAGUCAUAGAGCAGUAUGACAUCGAGCCCCAGUACAUCAAAGGCGAGUACAACAAGAUUGUUGAUGCCUUGUCGCGCAGACCUGACUUCUCAGGUGUGUUAUGACCGUGGCCAAUUGCGAGAUACACAUCCACUGAGAAGUACAAUGCCAUCCAAUUGCAGAAAGAAAUGAAUGAACUUGAGAGGA